Messenger RNA from Letharia columbiana, 492 nucleotides. RefSeq lists its product as uncharacterized. The transcript has 2 exons. Bases 1 to 492 code for a protein of 163 amino acids. The record is from RefSeq and is a predicted model, not a curated record. Lineage: Eukaryota; Fungi; Ascomycota; Lecanoromycetes; Lecanorales; Parmeliaceae.
AUGAUUGCAGGCCUUCUUCCGAUUGUUGUGAAUCAUGGUACAGGCAAUUGCAAAGUCGCGAUGACAUCGAUACGCCUUCUCAACGAAACAACCACGAGUGAUUCCGCAUACUGGCCCGACAUCUGGCUGAACGCCAACUCGGUACUCACCCGUUGUGUGGAUUUCGGUAUCGGAGGGUACCACCAUGUAGGCUCCUUAAACAGACUGAUACUUACACUCUAUGCACCUGGCUCUAUUUAUGAUACUCAAAUUGAGCACAUACUCGAUCAAGGUGGGGUUGUUUGCUCUAAGGAAGCCGUGUCAUGGGGCAAAUUACCUCAAGAUUCCGAAAUCAUCUCAGGAUCGAUCAGCUGCGGCUCUGCGAUAGAGCUUGCGAUGCAAGAACCGACAUCAGAAUGCUGCAACUCAUCAACAAGUCAGAUUCAAUCGAUCAAGCGUGGGAAUGGGACCUUUUGUUUCUCCUGCGGCGCAAAUUUAGAGGCUAAUUCAUAG